GUUAUCCUUUCUCUUCACUCAAAAUCUCUCACCUCCCCAAACAUGACACUAGCAAUGUCCUUACAAUUCCCGGCGACACCGCCGAUCACCGGUCAUACGACCUCUUCAUCGCUACGGAAAACUACAGCUGUCCGUUACCACUGUCCCUUCCAAGCGAGGUUUCCAAAAAUAACCGACAAGAGAAGAAUAAGAAGAAAGCAGUCGUUUUGGGCGACGAAAGCCGUUGACGAAAGCCGAGGGAACUCCGAGCCGGAGGUCGCAAACGAAAGUGAGUCGAAGGGCGAGUUGAGCGAGUUGGGAUCGGAGAUCAAGAAGGCGAUGGAGGAGCGGAAGGCGGCGGAGAAAGAGGAAGGGGAAGGGCUGCUGGGCGGAGUGUCGAAGGAGAUAAGGGAGAUCGAGUGGCCGUCGUUUGGAAAGGUCUUGGGAACGACUUGGGUCGUAUUGGGGGUCAUCGCUGGCUCGAGUGUCGUUUUGCUCACUCUCAAUGCCGUUUUGGCCGAGCUCUCCGACCGGGUCUUUGCCGGUAGAGGAUUUCAGGAUUUCUUCACCUGAGAGAAUGAAUGUGAUAUCUAAUGGGGGGAUUUCAAGUUUUUUUUUUUUUUUUUUUUUUUUUUAAGUUCAGGGAUUUGAUUGCAAGUGUUGAGAUCAAAGAAGAGAAGAUAAUGAAUUUUGGAGUGGAUUUAAGAUUUUUGGGCUCCGUUCUUUCCGUUAUUCUCUUACAGAGAAUGGCACUUGGAUAACUAGACCAAGAAAGUGUAAAACAACAGAUCAUAAUUUAUUAAAGAUGAUAGUUAUCA
Molecule: messenger RNA, 797 nt
Organism: Morus notabilis
Lineage: Eukaryota; Viridiplantae; Streptophyta; Magnoliopsida; Rosales; Moraceae
Product: preprotein translocase subunit SECE1
Exons: 1
Coding region: 43-552 (169 amino acids)
Cellular component (GO): chloroplast thylakoid membrane
Source: RefSeq, a predicted model, not a curated record